This is a messenger RNA of Pectinophora gossypiella (pink bollworm), 3000 nucleotides long. RefSeq lists its product as uncharacterized. Gene Ontology annotation, molecular function: cysteine-type endopeptidase activity. Lineage: Eukaryota; Metazoa; Arthropoda; Insecta; Lepidoptera; Gelechiidae. Gene Ontology annotation, cellular component: lysosome. The coding region runs from base 1 to 2571 and encodes 856 amino acids. The record is from RefSeq and is a predicted model, not a curated record. The transcript has 16 exons.
AUGUGGAGCGCUGAAAGAUCUGCUGAUCGGAUACAAAUCUUAGACAACCAGAAUAAAGGCUUCCGGUGGUCGCCAACCUCGCCUCAGGACCGAAGAGAAUUCAAUUCUUUAGCAGUUGGCAUAAUGAAGGAGGAAGCGAAUCCAGAGGUUCGAAGAGAAGAAAUGUCAACUACAUAUGGAUGGAACCCCCCUUGGCGUCGCGUCGUUCGAUGGUGGAAAGGUGCAGACGCAGUAUUCCAGUCAUGUGUAGUAUUUAUUUUUUUCGUAUAUAAGGUGCUUGCCUUAUUCAUCACCAUCAUUCGAGUUGAUAUACGAGUUAAAAUGCAUCGACUUAGUUUGUUGCUUGUAUGCGCAUGCGCCCUAGCGGCUGCAUCCCGCAUCAACUAUAUGGACAAGCCUAUCUACCCCCUAGAAGAAGUUGAAAUGCAUUUUGAAGCAUUCAUUAAGAAGUUCAACCGAAGCUACUCAUCGGAAGCUGAAAAGAAAAUGAGGCUCGAAAUAUUCAAGACACACUUGGAGAAAAUUAAUCGGCAAAAUAUGGAUCCCGAUGAACAUGCCACAUUUGAUAUCACAAAGUUCGCUGACCUGACUGAACAAGAAUUCAUACAACAGUACACUGGACUGGACACCUCGCUGCACGUGCCUGGUCCCAAAGUUAACGUGUCAGGACCUGUUACAAUGGAUCUGCCUGAUAAUUUUGAUUGGAGAGAAAAAAACGUAGUAACACCGGUAAAAGAUCAAGGGCAAUGUGGAUCUUGUUGGGCCUUUAGUACUACAGGUUCGAUAGAGGCCGCUUACGCCAGGAAACAUACGACAUUGGUGUUAGUAUCUGAGCAACAACUAGUCGACUGUGAUAAAACUAGCAAAGGAUGUAAUGGAGGCCUUAUGAGAAACGCAUUGAAGUACUUACAAGGUGCUGGUGGGAUUGAAAGUGAAGAUGAUUAUCCCUACGUAGCAACAGACGGAGACUGCAAGUUUGAUGGUCAAAAAGUAGCAGUUAAGAUCACUGGCCAGAAACCAUACAACUUAAAUGAUGAAGAAGCUUUGCGCCAGACGUUGGUUUCUGACGGCCCAGUUUCUAUAGCUGUCGAUGCCACCGAUUUUCAGACGUAUCAUAGGGGGAUAUUAAAGAGUUGUCGAAGCCGCGAAAUAAACCAUGGUGUUCUAUUAGUUGGAUUUGGAACAGAGAGUGGUGUACCUUUCUGGAUAAUAAAGAACUCUUGGGGUGCAGGUUGGGGAGAAAAAGGUUAUAUUAGAGUCAAGCGAGGAAAUAAUCCUUGCAGUAUAUUGAAUGACCUAGCCGUGACUGCUGAGGUCGCCUACGAUGCUGAAAUGCAUUUUGAAGCAUUCAUUGAAAAGUUCAACCGCAGCUAUACAUCGGAAGCUGAGAAGAAAGCGAAGCUCGAAGUGUUCAAGAAAAACUUGGAGAAAAUUAAUCGCCAAAAUAUGGAUCCCGAUGAACAUGCCACAUUUGAUAUGGAGAGACAUCCGGACAGCAAGACGACACUCGCGCUUAUGAGCGCGAAUCAGUCUAGCACCGAUCACUUUCAUUCUGAUAUACGAGUUGAAAUGUAUCGGCUAAGUUUGUUGCUUGUAUUUGCAUGCGCCCUAGCGGCUGCAUCUCGCAUCAACAAUAUGGACAAGCCUAUCUACCCUCUAGAAGAAGCGGAAAUACAUUUUGACAUAUUCAUUGAGAAGUUCAACCGAAGCUAUUCAUCAAAAGCUGAGAAGAAAUCGAGGUUCGAAAUAUUCAAGAAAAAUUUGGAAGACAUUAAUCGCAAAAAUAUGAAUCCCCACGAGCUCGCUACGUUUGAUAUUAACAUGUUCGCUGACCUGUCUGAACAAGAAGCCAUACAACAGUACACUGGAUUGGACACCUCGCGCCACGUCUCUGGUCCCAGUAUAAUCGUAUCAGGACCUGUUUCAAUAGAUCUACCUGAAAAUUUUGAUUGGAGAGAAAAAAAUGUAGUUACACCGGUAAAAAAUCAAGGACUAUGUGGAUCUUGUUGGGCUUUUAGUACUACGGGGACGAUAGAGGGAGCGUACGCCAGGAAACAUUCAUCGUUGAUUGCAGUAUCUGAACAACAACUGGUUGACUGUGAUACCAAUGACUCUGGGUGCCAAGGGGGUUUUCCGAUUGAAGCACUAAAAUAUUUGAAGAAAGUUGGUGGGAUUCAAAGUGAAGAUACUUAUCCCUAUACAGCCAAAGAUGAAAAAUGCAAAUUUGAUCCUAAAAAAAUAGCAGUUAAAAUUACUGAUCUGAAACCAUAUAACUUGACUGAUGAGGAGGCUUUACGUCAGACUUUGGUUUCUGACGGCCCAAUUUCCAUAGGUGUAGAUUCCACAGGAUUUAUAAGUUACCAAUCUGGGAUAUUAAAAAAAUGUGAAAGCCAUAACCUAAACCAUGGUGUUCUGCUAGUUGGAUAUGGAACAGAGAAUGGCGUACCUUUCUGGAUAAUAAAAAACUCGUGGGGUGUAGGUUGGGGAGAAAAAGGAUAUCUAAGAGUCAAACGGGGAAAUAACCCGUGCGGCUUAUUGAAUGACCAAGCCUCAACUGCUGUUGUGGGUUGAAGUAAUUCUGGCAUGUAGUUUCAGAAAUAGAGAAUUGUUUUAUGUUAUGUAUAUCGUAUUAAUAGUGUUGUGUGUUUAAGUUUUUUUUUUUUAAUUUAUUGUGCGGGUAGGUACUCGCGUUUCACCGAUCGGCGUGGGUUGAAAAUCAGUGUUGCCCUCUGGGUAAAUUUUCACUGAACCCUGGCCUGGAUUUUUGGUGAGCUGCUGCACCUAUACCUUUAUGUUUUCCAACUAAAUAUUAAUGUGUGUAUAUUUUAAUGUUAUAAAUGUAUAUGUGUGUUGUAGGUUUUACCUGAAUGAACUUUUUUAUUAUUAUUUUUAUUACUUUAUAUUAGUAUUUUGUGGUUAGCAACAGAAUUUCAAGCAUAAUUAAUUGAUAAAUAAUAAAAAAAUAAACCUUCUAUUAUGUUUAGAUAACUUGAAUUAUAA